Molecule: messenger RNA, 5322 nt
Organism: Ostreobium quekettii
Lineage: Eukaryota; Viridiplantae; Chlorophyta; Ulvophyceae; Bryopsidales; Ostreobiaceae
Source: the annotation of a GenBank genome assembly
AUGACCGGGGGAGGCGGCGGCGCGGCGCAGGGGAGGCCGGGAGGGGGCGCCUGGGCGGCGAUCGUUCUGCUUGCGACAUGGCUGCACGCGGCGUCAGGGCAGAGCCUUGACUGCCAAAAUUUCCUUGAGGCUGGAUCUGACGCUCCUCAGAUCGUUGUCACGAAUGAGACACUGCAGUUGGCCAAUAAUGACCUGCAGUCCCUCAUAAACUGUGUACCGGGAGGUACACUGACCCUUGACAUUCCCGAGGUGUCUGCAAGCGACACGCUCCUCUUGGGCAGUCCAGUGGCCAUCCGAUCAGCACCAGGCAGAAGGGAGAAAGUGAAGCUGGGAUGCCAAGAGGAGGGCAAGAGAGUGCUGGACAUCAAGACUGGAGGGGUGGAGAUCUCUGGCCUCUCCAUCAGUGGCUGCACAGCAAGCAAAAUCAUAAAAAUUAGUGACUGCCAGGAUGGGGGUGCCAGCAUCUCCGACUCUGAGUUUGCAAGCAAUGGGGCGCCUCGUGAGGAUGGUGUGAUUGAUGUGGAGGGACGUUGUUUACUCAUUUUGAACACAUCAACAAUCGUGAACAACACAGGAGGGGGGCUGGCUUUGGCUGGUGGGGUGUCGGCAGUUGUGACGCGCUGCACUUUCGAUGGGAACACGCGUGGUGGCAGCACUGGAGGUGCUGCCAUCAGCGCAAAGGGUGAAGCAACCCAGCUUGAGGCAGAUAAUGUUGUGUUCAUCAACAAUGCAGCCGACAAGACAGGGGGUGCUGUGGAGCUGGACGAUGGUGCCUCUGGAACCAUUAGGCACUGCAUUUUUGCCAACAACAGUGCCCAGACAUUUGGAGGAGCUGUUGCAGCUCUGGAAAACACAGCAAAAUCGGAGCUGGACUUUGAAAACACAACGUUUGUAAACAAUCGUGCGGAGGACGGUGGGGCCAUCUUCCUCCAAGGCAUCAAUCUCAGCUCAACGAUUGGUGGUGGGUGUAUUUUCACUGCCAAUGCUGCCGAUCGCUUCGGAGGAGCGAUAUCGGGUGACACCAAUGGGGAUCUUACUGUGGAUGGCGCUUCUUUUGCCAACAACUCAGCCAACAACACUGGUGGGGCAGUGUACUUGCUGGGAGCCUUUGAAGCGCACGUCGUGAGGUUCACUAAUACAAUUUUCGAAGAGAACGAAUCGCUGUCAGGAGGAGCGAUAUAUGUGGAGGGUCCCGAGUCAUUAGUAGAACUAGAUUCCGGUGUCAUUUUCACCAGAAAUGCUGCGUUGGCUGGGGGAAAAGAGGUGGGGGGCGGCGCUGUUGCCUUAACCAACGUGGGAAGGUCGCUCAUCAAUGGUGUGGAAUUCAAUUCCAACCUCGCAGAGGAGCUACCUGGAGGGGCGAUGGUGGUAGAGGCGUCCAAACCCAGUGAGGUGGAGCUCAUACAGUGCACGUUUUUGGAAAACGCUGUUGAGGGGCAUCGCAGGAUUGCAAAUGGCGGUGGUUUGCACCUUGAGGGAAGAAGUUUGUCCAUUACUAUCCGGGAUAGCGUCUUUGAGUCAAACAAGGUGGAUAGGGAUGGAGGGGGCAUUGCUGUGAAUGAGGUUGGCACCCUGGAAGUAGAUUCUGUGCUGAUUUCAGGCAACGUUGCGGGAAUGCUGGGAGGCGGGAUGGUUGUAGAGGCAGUCACAGAAGGAGGAAACGGAGUGAUACUGACCAGCGUCAAUUUCACUGGUAAUACCGCGGGUGGGGAUGAAGUCGAAACCAACCUGAGGUCAGAUUGCCGUGAGUUGUUGGCAGGCAUUGGCACAGGUGGCGGGCUUGCCAUGGAAGGUGACUAUGUGAAUUGCUCCAUCAGGGGAGGUUCAGUGUUCAGCCAAAACAGUGCCAUUGACGGAGGUGCCCUCAGCUUGACAAGAGGCCACAUGGUGAACCUGGAGGAUGUCCAGUUUUUCGAAAACGUUGCAGUAAGUGGGGGCGCCAUGCACCUUGCAGUUUUUGAGGGAACGAAGGGCAUAUCAGGCUCCCGCCUCGACUUCACCAAGAAUAGCGGAUGCCAAGGGGCAGCAGUCAGCAUCGUAUCAGAGGAUCGCUCAGUGCCAGGAGCGCCUGACCUACCCCAAAAUAGUGCACAACAGUCAGUCCCUGAAUUUGUGGUUUCCUUUGUCGAUGCUGCAUUUACCAUGAACAGCAUCAAAGCUGGUGGGAGUGGAGGCGGGGGGCUAUUUGUUGAUCACGUAGGCGUUGAAUGUACCAACUGCUCUUUUGUGAAGAACACCUGCAACAGCAGAGGGGCAUUGGGGGGGGGUGCGAUGGUGCUGCUGGAUUCCUCCCUCAACGUGAUAGACUCCAGGUUUGAGGGCAAUGAAGCAGGGGAAGGGGGUGCUGUGCACUGUGAGGGCUUCUUCCUUGGCCAAAGUUCACAGUUCUUGGCCAAUAGGGCACUGAGGAAUGGUGGAGCACUACGGGGCGUGGAGCGGCUGGUGGAGACAGAGGAUGGCAUGGGGCUGAAUGCUGUCAUGCUGAUGGACCUCACUGACUGCAAUGUGACUGAGAACACUGCUGCUGACAGGGGAGGUGGGGCGUUCGUGGCGCCCUCCGACGUCGGCAUCGGCAUGCUGGAGGGCCCCCGCGACUCCGAACUGGUGACCCCGUCCCAGGUCUUGAUGGCGCUCCGGAACUCCCAGUUCCUGGGCAACAACGCGGGCAUGUCCGGCGGCGCCCUCUUCUCCCACCUCCCCGAUGCCUUCGAGAUCAACUGCGUCCCCAAUGACAGCGAGCCCCUCACCUUCCGCUCGUUGGACGUGUUCCAGCCCGAGCUGUGCGGCUGGACCAACAACACGGUCGCCGAAUCGGGCUACGGUCCCGUCAUGGCGACGAUCCCGGUGUCCGCGAAGUUGGUGCCGGAUCGCAUAGAGGGCCACAGCAGCGGAAAGAUGCUGGAGACGGUGGUGGUGACCGUGGUGGACGCCGUGGGCCAGACGGUGAACAGUCGGGACACUCUGGUGGGGGUGACCGCGGACGAGAGGUUCGGCGCGCUGGUGUUCGGGCAGAGGGCCGCAGAAACGGAGGCUGGGAGGGCAAACUUUUCGGCGACGUUCCUUACGGCCCUCCCGGGGUCGUACGAGGUGAACUUCUCUUUCCCAGGCAUCAUGGCCCCGAUGGUGCUGCCUGUGGAGGUGCGCAACUGUGUGGUGGGAGAGGUGGAAAGGCUGGAGGAGAGGACCUGCAAAGUAUGCGAAACAAACCUGUUCAGUUUCAACCCAUUGGAGGAGGAGUGCCAGCCAUGCUCCGAGGCCAAUGCCUUCUGCAACGGUUCCACAAUAACCCCCCUGAAGGGAUACUGGCAUUCAACAUCGAGGUCUGUGCAGAUAAUCGAGUGCCUGCAUUUCGAACCCUGCGACUACAGAAAUAGAACAGAAAUACUGGCAAGUCUGGCAGCAGAAGCACAUGCUUCGAACAAGACUUUGAUGGGAGACGACUAUCCGUUGUGCGCUCCGGGGUACAAGGGAGUGCUGUGCGGGGCAUGCGAUGUGGGCUAUGGCAGACGGUCCUCAGGGACCUGCAGCGAGUGCCAAUCACGGCGUAAUUCUGCCAUUCUGAUCGCGUUUGCCUCCAUUUGGUCUACUCUGUUGAUUGCCUUCUUCGUGCGCAGUGUCCUACUGGACUCACAACGCUAUGACCAUCUCCUGAAGAAAAAGCUGGCAGAGGAGAGGUUGGCUCAGCAUGUGGCAGCCCAUGCUCCACCAGUGGAGAGCUUGGAGGGGCCAAUGGAGGAGCGGAUUGCAGGUGCCAGUAUGCCCCAUUCUGAUGAAAUCGACGAGUUGCCCAGCACAAGGCCACUGGCUGAGGAUGAGGGGGGGGAUGUGCGGCAGGGGGAGGAGAGGUUGAGCAGCAGGCAGCCGAGGCCCAAGAGGAACCUGGCCGGAAUGCCUCCCAAAUACAGGAAGACUCUGGCAGGGAUUGAUCAUAACUACAUCAGAGAGAACCGUGCUCCAGAGAUCUUCAAGAUCGCCCUGAACUUUCUCCAGCAGGUCAGCAUCGCACUGGCUAUCAAUUUGGAAUGGACAGAUGCCAUCCAGAGGAUGUUGGAAACAUUGGAUUUCGCUGGUGGGUUCUCCAACGCCAGCGCAUUCUUCUCAAUGGACUGUGCCCUGGCCCCAUCAUCUACGCCCAAGUCGAUCCGUCGCAUGCUUAUCAACCUGUCUUUCCCAUUCAUGCUCGUCACGUUCUGCACGAUCUUCUGGCUCACAAUCGCCCUCCUCAAGCCUGCCUCCCGGCGGGUUCUCAAGAGGCGCAUCAUCGUCACGGUCUGGGGCGUCCUCUACGUCUCAUACUUCGAAAUCACCUCCCGGCUCAUCCGCACCGCCUACUGUGUCAAUGCUGACGAUCGAGCUAUCGCUGACGCUCCUGACUCUAUCGCCUUUGACAGCUACUGGUCAGAAGACACUGACGUGAAAUGCUGGGAGGGGGAUCACCUGGCCCUCUUUGUGGGUUUCGCCCUGCCCCUCUUCUUACUCAUCCCUAUCGGCGUCCCCGUGUGGCUGAUCAGCUUCUUGUGGUUGAACCGCAAGCGCUUUGACGACCUGCGCUUCUUGGGGACAUACGGGGAGCUGUAUAAGGCCUUUAGAGCAAGGCAUGUGUACUGGGAGGCGGUCAUUAUGCUGCGAAAGGCACUGCUGUCCGUGGUGGUGGUGUGGAGGACGCCGCUGGGUGGUGAACUGCAAGGGGUGCUGGCUGUCAGCAUACUUGUUGUCAGCUGCUUUGCACACCUUGUGUUCAAGCCGUACAGUGAGGCGCUGUAUGGGUUGAACGAAUACGAGACCGUGGCACUGGGUGUCUCCCUGCAGAUCUAUUUGUCAGGCUUGAUCGUCAACAGUGACGGCACAAACGACGUGGCCCGCGUGAUCGUCUCUGUCCUCGCCGUGUUGUCCGUGACGGUCCUCCUGGCUGGCUUCCUGUGUGAGCUCAUCCGCGAGAGCCGCAACUACCUGGACUUCCUGCUGGACGAGAGGGAGCUGCUGAACGAGGCGGGUGAUGCGGGUGUGACGCAAAAGGUGGGCAUCCUGGGGAAGUACUACGUGGACAAGUCCAAGGAAGCGGUUGGGCAGUCAUUGGCACGGGUCAGCAGCACGGCGCAGAAUGUGCUGACCAGGAUCAGCGUCAGCGCACGGAGCACGGAGGGGGGUUCAGGCAGACCCGGCCUUGAAACCAAAUCGACUCCUCUGGAUCGGUCCAAGAACCGGCGAAGAGAGGGCAUGAGCGUCCUUAAGGAGACCGAAGCCAGCAGGAGGCAGCUGGGAAGCCAGUCAAUGGCUCCCAGCGCCUCGGCGGACAAGCUGGACAGCAUGCCCAACUUUUGA